CUCCUCCCCCUUCUCCUCUCCGCUCCGCUCCAUCUCUCUCAACCCUCUCUCUCCCUCUCUCUUAUAUUGAAAUUGGCCAGGGUAGAACAUGAUCACAGAACACCGCUUCAGUAUUGCUGCACAUUGUCGGGCAUUUCGCAAAACCCGAUCACUUGAAACAGAAUAAGCAGACAUAAAGGAAAGGACUUCAGAGUCCCACAUUCUAUUUUUAAAGGUGGACCAACACUUUUAGAAAAAAGACCGUCCGAUUGCGCGUGUUGAGCGUUGCAAUCUAGCUAGGUGUUUAAUAUCUACAACAGUCUAACUACAGUAUCAAGUAGCUAUGCAUAUGCACGUUAUAAUGCGCGCGAGCAUUGGAUUAGUAGGUUUCUGUCUGGUCGCCUUUGUCCAACAGCCAGCUCGCGCUUCAGGAAGCAAAUCCACCCAAGAUGUGGACGAGUGUGCAGAGCAAAUUGACAACUGCAGCAUCGAUGCCAUCUGCCAGAAUACACUCAAGUCAUACAAAUGUAUCUGCAAGUCAGGCUACAAGGGGGAUGGCAAGCACUGCGAAGAUUUAGACGAGUGUGCGAGUGAGUACAACGGCGGCUGUGUCCAUGACUGCAUCAACAUCCCGGGGAACUACAGGUGCACAUGCUAUGACGGAUUCCGCCUUGCACACGACGGACACAACUGCCUCGAUGUGGAUGAGUGUUCGGAGGGUAAUGGUGGCUGUCAGCAGAUCUGUGUCAACAUGAUGGGCAGCUACGAGUGCCGCUGCAGAGAAGGAUUCUUCCUGAGCGACAACCAGCACACCUGCAUCCAAAGGCCCAAAGUGCGAUCAGAGGGCACCAAGGAGGGCCCCACCUGCAUGGAUAAGAACCAUGGCUGUGCUCACAUCUGCCGGGAGACACCAAAGGGAGGCAUCGCCUGCGAGUGCAGGCCUGGCUUCCAGCUCACCAGGAACAUGAGGGACUGCAAGUUGACCUGUAACUACGGCAACGGGGGUUGCCAGCACAUCUGUGAGGAGACGGACCACGGCCCCAGAUGUGCGUGUCACAUGAAGUUUGCCCUCCACACUGAUGGAAAGACAUGUGUAGGGGAGAGGAGUGUCCAGAACCAGGCAGCCCCACAGCUGUUCCCCAAUGAGACGUGUGCAGUGAACAACGGUGGCUGUGACAGCACGUGUCAUGACGCGGUGACCGGAGUCCGCUGCAGCUGUCCUGUUGGCUUCACUCUCCAGCCAGACCGCAAGACCUGCAAAGACAUUGACGAGUGCCGCCUGAACAACGGGGGAUGUGACCACGUGUGUCGGAACACAGUGGGCAGCUUCGAGUGCAGCUGCAAGAAGGGCUACAAGCUGCUGACCAAUGAGAGGACUUGCCAAGACAUUGACGAGUGUUCUUUUGACCGGACGUGUGACCAUUCCUGCGUCAACUCCCCCGGCAGCUUCCAGUGCUUCUGUCAUAAAGGCUAUGUUCUCUACGGCCUGGCACAUUGUGGAGAUAUUGAUGAGUGCAGUAUAAACCGCGGUGGCUGUAAAUAUGGCUGUGUAAACACUCAGGGCAGCUACGAGUGUACCUGUCCACCUGGAUACAAGCUUCACUGGAACAAGAAGGACUGCAUUGAGCUGGUGAAAUGUCUGCCUGGCCUAGCUCCCAAGACCACUCUGACCUGCAGUAAAACGGGCAAGAAAGAGAGCUGCUCCCUCACCUGCGCCUCCAAGGCUCACUAUCUGGCAGAAUCUGACAGCAGCUAUACAAUGAGCUGUGGCAUCCCCAUCCUUCGAGGCAAAACCCCAGCCAGACUGAACACAAGCAGCAGUCAGAGCUGCAUAGAGACAGGCGCACCUCCAGUGAAGCAGACUGCCUCUUUCAAGAUCAAAGAUGCCAAGUGCCACCUGCACCCCAAGCUGACAGGCCGGGCCGAGGACAGGGGCCGAGCGCUGGGGCCAGGUGAGGGGCCACAUCCGGCCUACAUGCCAGACCUUGGAGGUGGACAGCCCUGCAAUAACUGCCUGGUGACAUUUGUCAACCUCAAAUGUGACUCCACCAAGAAGUCCAAAGGGCGCCGUGCCCGCAACCCCACCAAUAAGGAAGUGACACGCAUCACCCUUGAGUUGGAGGCGGAAGUCAAGCCAGGGGACACCACAGGGAGCUGUAACCUGAGUUGCCUGCGCCAGCGCAUGGAGAAGCAGGUGAAGACUUAUAUCAAGGCCCUGAAGAAGUCGAUCAACCAGGACCGUUUCCUGAUCCGCGUGGCUGGGCUGGAGUACGAGGUGGCCCAGAAGCUGCCCCAGGUCGCCACAAGCCAUGAGAACUGUGGGCCAGGCCGUGAGAAGGAUAGCGGACACUGUGUCAGAUGUUUGCCGGGAUCAUACUACCACGGGGAACAGGAGCGCUGCGUCCAGUGCCCACCUGGCACCUUCCAGGAGAGGGAGGGGCAGCUGGCCUGUGACCUGUGCCCUGGAAGUGACGGGCAUGGACCUGCCGGGGCACGCAACAUCUCCUCCUGCGCAGGUCAGUGCCCCACUGGGUACUAUUCCAGUGAUGGGUUUAAGCCUUGCCAGCCAUGCCCGUAUGGCUCCUAUCAGCCAGACCUGGGACGGACCCUGUGCUUCCCCUGCGGAGGGGGGCUGAGCACCAAGCGGGAGGGGGCCAGCUCCUUCCAUGACUGUGAGGUUAAAGUUCAGUGCUCCCCUGGCCACUACUACAACACUACUGUGCACCGCUGUAUUCGUUGCCCUCUGGGCAGCUACCAGACAGAGUUCAGACAGAACUACUGCAUCACCUGUCCUGGCAACACCACUACAGACUUUGAUGGGGCCACCAGUGUCUCUCAGUGCAAGAACCGAGAAUGCGGAGGAGAGAUGGGCGAGUUUACAGGUUACAUUGAGUCCCCCAACUACCCCGGGAACUACCCAGCUAACGUGGAAUGCAUCUGGAACAUCAACCCGCCCAGCAAGCGCAAGAUCCUCAUCGUGGUGCCUGAGAUCUUCCUGCCCUCAGAGGACGAGUGUGGAGAUGUACUGGUUAUGAGGAAGAACUGGUCGGCCACGUCCAUCACCACCUAUGAGACAUGUCAGACGUACGAGCGACCCAUCGCCUUCACCGCCCGCUCGCGCAGACUCUGGAUCAACUUCAAGUCCAACGAGGCUAACAGUGCCCGAGGCUUCCAGAUCCCCUAUGUCACCUACGAUGAGGAUUAUGAACAGCUUGUAGAGGACAUUGUCAGGGAUGGAAGACUCUAUGCCUCUGAAAACCAUCAAGAAAUCCUAAAGGAUAAAAAGCUGAUUAAAACUCUCUUCGAUGUGCUGGCCCACCCAAACAACUACUUCAAGUACACCACUCGGGAGUCCAACGAGAUGCUGCCGCGCUCGUUCAUACGCCUCAUAAGCAGCAAAGUCUCCGGCUUCUUGCGUCCAUAUAAGUAGUUGCCACACCAAGCCCGCCCCCUAAAGCACCAGAUCCCGCCCCCUCUUACAGGCCAAACACAGAACUCUCACAGGACUUUAAACAAGUUGACCAAAAUAACUAUUUUUUUCUUCUAUUUUUUCAUACUGUAGAGGCUUUGACGACACACUUCACUAUGCAGUCCCACAUGUUGAUCUUCUUCAUCUGUUUGGUUUUAAGCCAUUUCAUUUCCUCCAAAACCAUGCAGUCCAUGAAGUCAACCAACUUGAGUCAAAGUACAGUACAGACUUUCUCAUCUCUUCUUUCUGAAUAUUUAUCACCACUACAAUAUGUUGGUGUCUUAGUUUUUUUGCUGUUUCUAUUAGCAUAUAUGACCUUGUAUGUCAUUUUCACAGCAAUCCCCAAUGCGAAGGAUGUGUGCGUAUUUCAGAUGACGCAUGUUAAGUCUGUGUCGACAAAAUGGACAACGAUAGUGGCAUUUAUGUCAGACAAGAAGAAGGAUGUUACAAGGGUAAUAAGUUUGUCACGUGUUUAGAGUUGGAACGGAGUUAUCGUAAAUGUGCUUUAAUAAAUAGUCUUUCACUUGAGUUCCAGCUUCAGCUCAAUCCAUUCCAGGACGAGUCUGUUUCGAUAAAUGUAUAACCGUUUGUAGAUCUAUAUCCUCCAUGAACAAUCCUCAAGGAGAAGGACCUGUCAGUUUCAUGUCAUAGUUACAUUCCACAACAUUCAAAGCCUUACUAUAUCUGAGCUCUUAGAGCAACUUCUUGUUAAGGUAUUACUGUUAAAACAGUUAUUCUAUGUUUUUUUCUUCUGUCCAGAUUGUAUAACUGUCUGUUACCUAUGUUCAGACAUUUUCUGUUAUUCUAUAUCCAAGUUAACUUAACAAAGCGUAUACAAUGUAGUUUAUCAUUUUUUCCAGACCGUGAUGGACAUUUUGGAAAAUAAAUAGAAAAGUAGAUUUGCGAAAGCCACAGGAGAGAGACAGAAAUGUCUCUAUGUCUCUGUGGACCAUGACUGGUGAGGGAGAGACAGAGAGACAUCUUAAUUAAGGGACACGCCUCUGUUGAUACAGACAAUGUCUUUGUUGGACACGACUCUGUGAGAGAGAGACAGAGAAAUGUCUUUGAGGGACACGACUCUGUGAGAGAGAGACAGAGAAAUGUCUUUGAGGGACACGACUCUGUGAGAGAGAGAGACAGAGAAAUGUCUUUGAGGGACACGACUCUGUGAGAGAGACACAGAGAAAUGUCUUUGAGGGACACGACUCUGUGAGAGAGACACAGAGAAAUGUCUUUGAGGGACACGACUCUGUGAGAGAGACACAGAGAAAUGUCUUUGAGGGACACGACUCUGUGAGAGAGAGACAGAGAAAUGUCUUUGAGGGACACGACUCUGUGAGAGAGAGACAGAGAAAUGUCUUUGAGGGACAUACAUUUGCUGCUUCUUUUAAAAAGGUCACUUUAAUUCUUCAAUCUCAAGUCCUUUUUCUGGUGUUUUCAGACCUCGCAUCACACUAAUAGUCCAUUGCUUUAAUACAGGGGUGUCAAACUCAUUUUGCUCCGGGGGCCGCAUUCAGUCUUCAACAAGGUCCGGAGGGCCGCAUUCAGUCUUCAACAAGGUCCGGAGGGCCGCAUUGAAUUAAAAAAAAUAUUUCCUUACUGCCAAUCGGUUUAGGAAUUUUGAUAUUGUUUUAACUUUCAAGUUUUUAUUGUUUUACUCACACCAUCCGCGGGCUUCAUUGGACCUAUGUUUGACACCCCUGCUUUAAUAUAAAAUAAAGUUGAGAGAUGCAUCAGAAGUAUAAAUAUAAUUCUACCACCUGUCCUCAUGUAAAUGAUAGUCACAUCACAUUUGUCUCUUCAUCCAUGGCCUACCAACCCAUUUUAUUGAAUUUUUCUUUCAAUCUUGUAAAUAAUGAAAAUAAAUUAGACAGGGAUUGAAUCCUUUUAAUCCUAAUUAUCUUGAGCAGGACCCCAAACUAUUUCCCACCCAUGUCGUCUUCACCCUCUCCCUAAUCCAAGUACCCCAUCCCAGCCCCCUUCCUUCCCAAACGCCCAUGUCAGAUUCUGUCCCAAUAAGACCAGCUCUUCCAAAGACUGUCCGCACGGCAGGCCAAGUUAUUAUCUUGUGUACUAGAUCUAGAGCCUGUCAUCCUACCUUUGUUGAAUAAGUGCAAUGAAUUAUGUCUCCAUUGUGUUACUCCUUUGUGUCCAGAGAAAUAUUAAAAAACAAUGUUUUAAUCUGCCAACACAUAUUGAGAACAUAUUCUUGGAUUUCUUAAAACAAAAUUGUGACUGACAUUAGGGUUGUGAAUAAAGUUCAGCAUCCCACUACAAUAAUGUUGAAAUACCAAUAUAGUUGAUCAAUACAAUAAUAUUGCAUUAUUGAAUUAUUGCUAACAAUUGCAUUGUCAAUGUAAAAGCUAAUGACAAUGAUAACAAGUAAUCCCCUCAACACUCUCAAACCCUCAUUGAAGACAAAUAAAUAUAUGACUGCUCAUAAACAUCAUAUGGAUUUCCCUUGCGAAACUCUGAUGGUUUGUUGUUUUCCAGUUUUUGUUGUAUAUAAAAGAGAAAAUAAACAGUGGAAACAGUACAAGCUACUGUACACAACCUUUAGAUAGUGUACAUGUGCUUCUGGAUAAGGGAAAGGGAUUUUGACCACAUUGCUAAAUUGUAAGACAAGAGUGGUCGAGCCUUGCAGACCAUAGGUACUGCUUAAUACAAGGCACACAUAAUGCCAUAUCUGUAUCCCGUUGAAUGUUUCCAAAAAAAAGCCUAGUUACAUUUAUGGUUGUCUUAAGUUGCCAUUACUAUUUAUAUCAUCCAGUUUUUUUUCUUCUCUAAAGCAUUUCGAUGUCAAUAGCGCUCACUGCUCCCACCUACCCCAACUCACCAUUCCCUCCCUCUUUCAUCUUCCUCCCUCUGUUCCUACAACCUGAACACGUCAGAUGUUUCUGUUUUGUAGCAUUUUUUUUAAAACAUGCGUUUGCUAUGAUGUAUCAUAGAGUUGAUAAUGGUAUUUGCACUUGAAAAUUGUUAUUUCUCAUGUAAAAAUGUCUGGAUUUUGUAUUGUCUUUUUAAAUGAAUGGAAUUGGUGUUCUUACAUUUCUUGUAGCUCUCGUUUGUUCUUUAAAAUGCUCAUUCACUGUGUUCAACCCAUAAAGAUGAAGAUGCACAGGUACAUGUAACUUUAUCAACUGUCAAAAAAAAUUAAAAAAUAAGUUAAAAAAAUCAAGAGUAUGUACAGAGGUGAAAUGAAAACACUUAUCAAAAUAAACAUACUGUAAUUGAGUUUAA
Molecule: messenger RNA, 6688 nt
Organism: Oncorhynchus tshawytscha (Chinook salmon)
Lineage: Eukaryota; Metazoa; Chordata; Actinopteri; Salmoniformes; Salmonidae
Product: signal peptide, CUB and EGF-like domain-containing protein 3
Exons: 23
Coding region: 323-3409 (1028 amino acids)
Biological process (GO): signal transduction
Cellular component (GO): cell surface
Molecular function (GO): calcium ion binding
Source: RefSeq, a predicted model, not a curated record